Messenger RNA from Penicillium bovifimosum, 537 nucleotides. RefSeq names its product translation machinery-associated protein 16. Bases 1 to 537 code for a protein of 178 amino acids. Lineage: Eukaryota; Fungi; Ascomycota; Eurotiomycetes; Eurotiales; Aspergillaceae. Gene Ontology annotation, cellular component: nucleus. The record is from RefSeq and is a predicted model, not a curated record. The transcript is spliced from 3 exons.
AUGCCUGUUACUUUGGAAAAAGUGCACAAGCAGAUCUCCAAGAAGCGCGAUACCCUCAAUGCGCUUCAUGAGAACAGUCGCGAUGCCCACCGACUUCGCAAAGCUGGUGCUCGCGACGAUCGAUUGUCCCGCCAUAACGCCACGGUGAACCGUGCAAGACAGCCCUACAUGGACCGCAUUCAUUAUAUUCACGAGGCCAUCCAAGAGACCACUGAGGCACUCACCAUUGAAGAACUCACUGAGUUCGUCGCCAAGUAUAUCAACCGUGAUACCGAGGAGAUCAAGCAGCUUGAAUCAGAGCGGCGCAAGGGCCGUCCCCCCAGCAAGCGCGAGGAGGCUUUGAAACAACGGGUUCAAACUGAAGAUCGUGAAUUCUCAACCGGACUGUGGAUGCCCGAUCUGACCGAUCAAUAUGCAUUGACUGCAAUGAAGGUCUGGAACCGACACUGGUCAGGGCUCAGCGCCAUCAAGUUCAUUCGGUUCAGGAAGGAUGGAGAGAAACUUUCUUCUACUUUCCCUCCCAAGAGCAUGUCAUGA